Molecule: messenger RNA, 597 nt
Organism: Coniosporium apollinis CBS 100218
Lineage: Eukaryota; Fungi; Ascomycota; Dothideomycetes
Exons: 5
Coding region: 1-597 (198 amino acids)
Source: RefSeq, a predicted model, not a curated record
AUGACAAGUGUGCCCCUCUUAGGCCUCCGGACCCUUGCAACUGUGACCUCCGCCGCUGCGACGAGGAGCGCGACACGUAAGUUAAAUCUUCCCUCUGCAACAUCAACGACAGUUUCCCUUCCGGAAACCGGAAUGUGCUCAGUCGUUCCCGUUCCAGCCGACGGCGCCUCCUCUUCCUGUCUCCGCUUUAGAUGCUCGGGUUCUUGCUUCAAUCGCAGGCGCCGUCGGCUGGUCUUGUCAACCAAGCAACCGAAGAGAUCGGGUGCUGGCCUUGGUGGCCCCCGUCCACUGGCUUGUCAAGCCGCGCCGCGCCAUCACCAUGACACUGAGGAACACGCCAACAAUCGCGACAACCGCAUCGAUCUUAGGCGGAUUCAAGCUGGCGAGGAUGUGCGCACCACGAUCAUGCUACGCAAUAUUUCGACCAAGAUGCGCCAUGACGAGCUCAAGGGCUUACUGGAUGAAAAGGUACGCGGUCUCUACGACUUCAUGUACCUUCGAAUGGACUUCGAUAAUAGCUGCGACGGUGGCUACGCGUCCAUCAGCUUCGUGCGCUUUGAGGACAUCGUCACGUUCUUCAACGCCUCUCUGCCCUGA